AUGGCGCCUACUGUUCUUGUAACUGGAGCCACUGGCUAUCAAGGAUUCGGGACCGCUCGACACCUCCUGGCCGCCGGGAUACAAGUUAACGCCCUCGUCCGCGAUCCAUCUAAACCGAAAGCAUUAGAACUAGAGCAACUAGGAGCCAAGCUAUGCGUCGGCACCUUCGAUGAUCCCGAUUCCUUAAGAGCAGCAGUCCAAGGAACCUUAGCAGUCUUCCUCAACGUGAUGCCAACCUUUCCCGAUUUCAGCUCGGAACUCCAGCACGCCAAAAACGUGGUCAAUGCUGCCAAAGAAGCCGGCACGGUGACUUCUAUCAUUUAUUCCAGUGUGACCAUGACCGGCAAGCACGAGACAUUUCCCGGAUGGGGCGCAGAUUAUCCAAUGGCUUGGUACUGGACUUCAAAGGCAGCUAUUGAGUCCCUCGUGCGAGCCUCGGGUUUCAGAUACUGGACGAUUCUGCGCCCGGCUUUCUUGAUGUAUAAUUACCUUUCCCCGACCGCGGAUCAUAUGUUUCCGAGUUUGCCCAGUGAGCAUGUCUUUCGCACGGCAUAUAAGCCAGAUAGCCCCAUGACUAUCCUGGAUCCUGAUGAUGUGGGGAAGUUUGCGACGGCGGCUAUUCUGGAUCCCGAGAUGUAUAAUCAGCAUGAAAUCGACCUUGGUGCUCAGGCGUUGACUCCGGAUGAAAUUGCCAGGGCUUUGAGUCAGGCCAGCGGUAAGGAUAUCAAAGUCGAGUUCUACACGGCCGAUAAGGCUGCAUCGCUUUCCAGUGUGAACCCUAGGAUUACUGCUCAACUGUGGUCAAACGACGUUGGGUAUCAGGUGGAUAUGGAGGCUCUGAAAAAGUAUCCUAUUAAGCUUACUACCUUUUCUGAGUACCUUCACCGGGAGAAGUGCGCUGUGCAGAAGACAUUUGGAUAA
Messenger RNA from Aspergillus oryzae RIB40, 921 nucleotides. RefSeq names its product NmrA/HSCARG family protein. The coding region runs from base 1 to 921 and encodes 306 amino acids. The transcript has a single exon. Lineage: Eukaryota; Fungi; Ascomycota; Eurotiomycetes; Eurotiales; Aspergillaceae. The record is from RefSeq and is a predicted model, not a curated record.